Molecule: messenger RNA, 1842 nt
Organism: Hansenula ciferrii
Lineage: Eukaryota; Fungi; Ascomycota; Saccharomycetes; Phaffomycetales; Wickerhamomycetaceae
Exons: 1
Coding region: 1-1842 (613 amino acids)
Source: RefSeq, a predicted model, not a curated record
AUGAAUUUUGAAAACCAAACUGAACUUGAUAUUGAUGUUGAGGGAUCACAACUCUUUGAUCCAUGGUUCCUUUAUGGUAUAUCAGACACAUAUGCUGAGGGUAAACAUAAAGUGUUUGACCAAAGUGAUUAUCCUCCAGGUGUAUUACACUCAAAUUUCGAUACUUUAACAAAUGGAGCAAUGUUAAAGUCGUUAUCAAGUUGUCCUGGCUUAAAAUCUACCCAUUGGCCUCCUAGACGUUCUGAUCUUAUAAUAGCUCGAAAGAUCAUUGGGGAGAACGCAAAUAUAAAAGGUUUUAGCAUUAAAUAUUCCGUGGAUAAGGUUGUUCCAAAACCGAGUUGGUGGUUUGGGCUAUUGCCUUAUGAGAGGUAUUCAACUAAGUUUUUAAUCAAUCGUUCAAAGCUAAUUAUAGCGUCGCUUAUCGCCAGUAUACGCAUUAAGAUUAGACACAUUUAUUGGAAAUCUAGAGUGAACUGUGUUUAUCCUUUAAGGCUUAUCAAAGAUCAUAUCUAUGAAAACAUCAAUAAUUUUUUAGAAAAAACGCUCAAUGAUGCUUCUUUUGUGUUGAAAAGACUCACACCGCCUAAAACAAAGUUUCGCCUUUUCAGUCUUGGUGAUACACCAUCAUUGUUAGGACCUUUCCCGAUAGAGAUCUGGUUAAAAAUCAUUGAACAAUCAAACAUUGAUAAGAAAAAAGCAGUUGAUAUGUUUUAUAAUUCCAUGUGGAUAGAUCUUAUAGCUCCAAUAUUAUAUACCAACAUCCAUUGUUUCCUAUCCAUUAGAAAUACAUCGAUGUUGAGAAUCACGGAUCACGAUUUCGUUUACAAUGGUCCAACUUUGGUUGAUUAUGGAUAUAGCGAUUACAACAAGUAUGCAAGAUUGAACAAAGUGGAAGAUCACGAGUUUGAAGUCUUGGAUCUCUAUCCAUCUUCAAAAGAAAGGAUGGAAAAUUUAAUUAAUACGAAAACCUCAGAUCGUGUAGAUCAAUCUUCAAUUUCAAUUGUCUUGAAUCACAAAUCAUUACUCAAAUUGGUAAGAACAUUGAAUACCAAGAAUAGUAUCAUGAAGAAAUAUCUAAAGAAUAUCUCCUUAGAUGUGUUUGCGCCUUCUGAUUGGAUGACUGCUGAAGGCAGUAAAGAAGUUAAAGAAAGAGUUGGUACCUUAGUAAAAAAAAAUCAUAAAGACAACGAAAUUAAAGUUUUACAGACCAAGUUAGCGAUGGCACGAUCUGCAUUAGUUCAUAUAAACGAGUUUGAUCAUGUCAAGGACAGGAGAAAACAAGAAGAAUAUUUGGGACCAAAGUGUCAUAAUACUACUGAAAACCAGCACGUUUUUCAGAUAAUGGAAGAGGAUACAAUUGAGCCUAAUAAUGAAACUGCACUUGUAUUUGCAAAGCAAAACUAUACAGCGGAUUUGGACCUUUUCAAUAAGAUCGUGGACAUCUCAAUCAACGGAUUGAGGAGCAAAGUGAAGAAUAUGAGAGAAAAUAAUAUCGUAGAUCUUGGUAUUUACUCCAUGCUCAAUCCACCACCCAGAGCCAGAGCUGCACCAUCAGAAAAAGGCGUUGGAUUAACUUCAAGAUUUUCAAGAUGUGACGAUAUUCAUCAUAAAUCAGAUAUAUCAAUUGGAGAUAGGAGUUAUUUAAAAAACAAAGGAGAACUCGCAGAAUAUGUUGAUGAGAUUAUUAGCUCUUUCUUGGAAGGUACUAACUCUAAUUGUUCAAUAAUGAUUGUAGGUAUCCAAACAAAAAAGUUAAAUGAUCCAAUCAAUUUCACGAACAUAUUUUAUACUGUAUAUUUGGGCCCAGAGCUAAUCACAAUCAAUAGAAAUUAUGAAACAUAA